Harmonia axyridis is the source of this 1655-nucleotide messenger RNA. Its product is annotated as isovaleryl-CoA dehydrogenase, mitochondrial. The record is from RefSeq and is a predicted model, not a curated record. Gene Ontology annotation, molecular function: 3-methylbutanoyl-CoA dehydrogenase activity; flavin adenine dinucleotide binding. Gene Ontology annotation, biological process: L-leucine catabolic process. The transcript is spliced from 7 exons. Bases 247 to 1500 code for a protein of 417 amino acids. Gene Ontology annotation, cellular component: mitochondrion. NCBI's taxonomy places the organism in Eukaryota, Metazoa, Arthropoda, Insecta, Coleoptera, Coccinellidae.
AACUUUCUGUUGGACCCUCGUAUGUUUGGAGAUGAUCGCCUUUUCCAUUAUCAGUUUAAGGUCAUUAUCAGUGAUGUUGCGUUGGUUUCUGAAGCAAAUAACAAUUUGGAGAUUGAAACUCAUAAAUUGAUUGAAUGAGCUACAGUCCGCUCAAUUUAAAUGCGUGAAGAGGGCUGACAACAAGAUUUUAGGCAUACAUUUUUUUAUUUUAAAUUCAUUUAGGUAUAAUAGCAUUUAAAAAUUGAAAUGGCUUUGAAAGUGUCGAAUCUCCUUCGAAAUGUGUGCAGAGCAAAUAAGAUUAGUUUUAGAGAAGUUUCUCAAUUUUACCCCAUUGAUGAACAUAUAUUUGGUCUCACAACUGAACAAAUACAAUUGAGAGAAAGUAUUUUCAAUUUCGCCCAAAAGGAAUUAGCAUCGAAGGCUAACGAAAUUGACAAAAACAACAAAUUUGAAGACCUAAGGCCGUUCUGGAAAAAACUAGGAGAGCUAGGAACUUUAGGAAUAACAGUAAAUCCAGAAUAUGGAGGAACUGGUGGAAGUUAUACUGACCAUGUUAUCAUUAUGGAGGAGUUAUCUAGAGCAUGUCCAGCUAUUGCUUUGAGUUAUGGAGCACAUUCAAAUUUAUGCGUAAAUCAAAUACAUAGAAACGGAAGCGAAAUACAGAAAGAAAAAUAUUUACCAAAGCUAUGCACAGGAGAACACAUUGGUGCCUUGGCUAUGUCAGAACCAGGCUCGGGUUCAGAUGUGGUUUCCAUGAGAACAAAAGCUGAAAAAUGUGGUGAUUAUUACGUCCUGAAUGGAAAUAAGUUUUGGAUCACCAAUGGACCCGAUGCUGAUGUCUUAGUUGUUUACGCCAAAACAAAUCCAAAUGCAAAAAAUCCGCAGCAUGGAAUAUCAGCAUUCAUCGUUGAAAAAGGCAUGCCAGGCUUUACAACGGGUCCAAAGCUCGAUAAACUAGGUAUGAGAGGAUCGAAUACAUCCGAACUCAUCUUUGAAAACUGCAAGAUCCCUCGCCAGAAUCUCUUAGGGGUGGAAAAUAAAGGAGUGUACGUUUUGAUGAGUGGAUUGGACUUGGAGAGAUUAGUACUAGCAGGAGGACCACUUGGUGUUAUGCAGGCGUGUUGUGAUAUAGCAUUUUCUUACGCACACAUUAGAAAACAAUUCAAUACGAGGAUUGGGGAGUUUCAAUUGAUUCAGGGAAAAAUGGCAGACAUGUAUACUACAUUGAGUGCCUGUAGAACGUAUUUAUACAACGUAGCUAAGGCAUGUGAUAAUAGAAAAGUGAGCAGAAAAGAUUGUGCAGGAGUUAUUUUAUAUACAGCAGAGAAAGCAACCCAAAUGGCACUGGAUGCUAUUCAAAUAUUAGGUGGUAAUGGAUACAUCAACGACUAUCCUACAGGUCGAUUAUUGAGGGAUGCCAAAUUGUACGAAAUAGGAGCAGGAACAUCAGAAAUUAGGAGAAUGAUCAUAGGCAGAAGUUUGAACGCAGAGUAUUCUUAAUUUUUAUAUAUACUAAAAUGUUCAUAAAUAAUUUUCAUGUGAUGCCGAAAUGUUCAAAUUUUCACCCUUUUUUUAAAAUGCAGAAAAAUGGAUUUCUAAACAAAACUUUACAUAAAUAAAUAUUUAUUCUACCUCAAUAAAUAAAUAAAUAGUUA